Messenger RNA from Pipra filicauda (Wire-tailed manakin), 1239 nucleotides. It is a transcript of the gene IGSF5, whose product is annotated as immunoglobulin superfamily member 5. NCBI's taxonomy places the organism in Eukaryota, Metazoa, Chordata, Aves, Passeriformes, Pipridae. Gene Ontology annotation, biological process: cell-cell adhesion. The transcript has 7 exons. The record is from RefSeq and is a predicted model, not a curated record. The annotation marks the transcript as partial.
CCGGGACAACAGGUGAGGGAACCCAGGAAUCCCGGCUUUGAACACCUCCAGCCUCCACUUCCUCCAGCACCUCCUGGUUUGGGAGCUUGAGCCGGACCUGUCGCCAAAGGGAAAGCGGUGGGAGAACCUCUCGGCGCCCGGGGAUGUGAUCCAGGUCACACAAAGUCACAUUGAUCCCAGGACGCAAAGCAGCAACUUGAUAAGUCCUUGUCCUUCAGCUUCUCCUCAAGGAUGCACUGACUGCUGGUGGCUUUCUGCCUGAGGGACCAGGAGAGAAUGCUCCAAUGGAGAGGCUCCAGAGAUCCAUUUUACUUCCUCUCAUCCUGACUGCCUCUCUCCCAGGUCUUGGCUGUUGUUACUCUAUCACAAAAGGCCCUGCUAAUGCCACAGUCCUUGCUGGCUCCCAGGCCAGGUUUAACUGCACCGUGUCUGCAGGAUGGAAAAUCCUCAUCUGGCUGUCCAAUGGGAAUCCUGUCCUCACUGUCCUCAGUUCCCAGGGAUCCGUGGAAACCACAGACCGCUUCACCUCCCAAAAUUACACCAGUGGUGAUGAGUUUACCUCAGAGCUCAUCAUCCACAACACCCAGCUGAGCGACGCCGGGAAAAUCGAGUGCAGCAUCCAGCAACCCAGCGAGAACAACUUUGCCUUCCUCUCUGUCCAAGUUAAUGGAUCUUUAUUCAUCAAAAAUAGCACCUUGACAGUAAAAGAGAACACAACAGUUGAAAUUGUUUGUGAAGCCUUAGGAUGGGCUCCAGCUCCAGACAUUGCCUGGAUGACAAAUGACUCUCUCAUUGAUAAGUCAAGUUAUGUUAACCAGCAAAGUCAAGGAUCUGAUGGCCUCCACAAUGUCCUGAGCAUCCUGACUGUGACUCCAACAGCCACUGAGGUUCUGACUUGUUUAGCUGACAUAGAAGCACUCCCUGAACCUCAGAAUGCAACUGUAACCCUUAUUUUUGACAACUCCACUGCAGAAAAUUAUUACCGUGAAGACAACAGAAGCUCCUGGGUUAUUGUACUUGCAGUUGUGCUUUCAUUCCUUGGUAUUGUUCUUCUGACCACUAUUAUUGUGGUGGUUGUUCGCUGCUGCCUGAAGAGGAGAGCAUCUACAUAUCAAAGUGAAAUCAGAAAAGUUUCAGCUGAGAAGAAAAAAGAUGGAGAUUUGGAAAACAGGCAAAGGAAUGGUAGUGAAAACCCAGGAUACCUUCCAGAGGAACUGUGGAACACAGAACAGAGCCCAG